UCAUUAGCUUCUUUGUCUUUCUCAACAAGACUUUGCAUCGAAAACGAACAAACAUAUACUGUGGCGUUCUGGUGUUGGUUCUGGCGUUAUCUUUUAUGUGUAUCUGAUAGAUUUCGAUUCAGGCACAACUGUGGCUACUGUUGUCGUUUAUAAAUUUGUCUGGUUUCUCCUUUAUCUGUUCCUCCAAUGAACCUAGUUUAACCUCUACCUUACAGUUAAAAACACAAACCUCGAAAAGCCAACAGCAAUGCCACUUAGAAUGUCGAUAUUUCCAUAGUUGUUGCAUCCUUCAAAUCCCUGCCACAGUACCCUCAUUUCUACUUACCUGAAAUCCUACAUCAUGGCUAGCCUCAAGUCUACAUGUGUUUUGUUUCUGGCUAUGUUUUGCAUAUCUGUAACAAAAUCCGAACCAUAUUUUUCACCAGGGCCAGCCCCUGAAAUUUUCCCACCACUACCCGUAUCUUACGUGCCAACUCCAGCUCCAGGCCCUACUUCUUACCCACCUGUGCCAGCAGUUUCGCCAUCUCCACGAGGAAUCAAAGCUGCUUAUUGGCCAUCGUUUGAAUCCUUUCCAGUUUCCUCCAUUGACACUUCAUUUUUCACCCAUAUUUACUACGCCUUUCUCUUACCCGAACCCAACUUUUUCAAACUUAACGUCACCUCAUUGGACCAACAAAAGUUACCCGAAUUCAUGUCCGGGUUAAGCGCCAAAAACCCACCCGUCAAGACCAUACUCUCCAUAGGAGGCGGUGGGAACGACCCGAAUGUGUUCGCUGGAAUGGCGAGUACCAAAUGCACGCGCGCGGUUUUCAUUAAUUCAACCAUCGAAGUAGCUCGGAAUUACCAGUUCGACGGUAUUGACUUGGACUGGGAGUUUCCUGAAACCGUCGACGACAUGGCCAACCUCGCUUUGUUGUUCGAGGAAUGGAGCGAAGCACUUCAAAACGAAGCCGAAACCAGCUGGAAACCACGUUUGCUUUUGACUGCUGCCGUAUAUUACUCAUCGGAGUUCACUACUUACGGCGUGCCUCGAUCGUAUCCGGCUCGUGCUAUGGCCAAAUAUUUAGAUUGGAUGAAUCCAAUGUGCUUCGAUUAUCAUGGGAAAUGGGAUAACUUCACUGGAAUGCAUUCAGCACUUUUCGAUCCCAAUACUAGUGCUAGCAGUAGCCACGGAAUCGGGUCUUGGAUUCGGGCUGGGGUGCCGCCGGGAAAACUGGUUAUGGGGCUGGCAUCAUAUGGGCAUACAUGGAAGCUCCAGGAUCCGAAUAUUAAUGGGAUAGGAGCACCGGCAACCGGCGUAGGGCCGGGAGAUGACCCGGGGUUGUUUGAUUAUUAUGCUAUAUUGGAUUUUAACAAGGAGAAUAAUGCUACGGUGAAGUACGAUAGGACAACGGUGUCGUAUUACUCUUACGUUGGGGACACGUGGAUUGGGUACGAUGAUGUUAAGUCCAUUAAGUGGAAGGUCUGGUUUGCAAGGGUUAAAGGCUUAGCUGGGUAUUUCUUUUGGGCUGUUGGUUAUGAUAAAGAGUGGGCUCUCUCGAGACAAGCUCUAAUGGCAUGGGAGUACUAGUUGGAAGCUGAGGAGGAGCAGAGAUUACUUCUUUUUUUGCUUUCAUUUUAAUGAAAUUAAGAUUCAUUCUCAACAAUUAGCAAACAUCAUGGGUUGGGUUUUUUUUUUCUUUCCUUUUUUGAUUGUUGACAUAAUUCUCACCAUUAAAUAACAUCUUCUCUUUGUUUCAAA
Messenger RNA from Gossypium raimondii (Peruvian cotton), 1741 nucleotides. RefSeq names its product class V chitinase CHIT5a. Gene Ontology annotation, biological process: chitin catabolic process; carbohydrate metabolic process. Lineage: Eukaryota; Viridiplantae; Streptophyta; Magnoliopsida; Malvales; Malvaceae. The transcript is spliced from 2 exons. Gene Ontology annotation, cellular component: extracellular region. The record is from RefSeq and is a predicted model, not a curated record. The coding region runs from base 341 to 1570 and encodes 409 amino acids. Gene Ontology annotation, molecular function: chitin binding; chitinase activity.